Apis mellifera (honey bee) is the source of this 1479-nucleotide messenger RNA. RefSeq names its product DDB1- and CUL4-associated factor 13. Gene Ontology annotation, molecular function: protein binding. Gene Ontology annotation, biological process: maturation of SSU-rRNA from tricistronic rRNA transcript (SSU-rRNA, 5.8S rRNA, LSU-rRNA). The transcript has 8 exons. Gene Ontology annotation, cellular component: small-subunit processome; nucleolus. NCBI's taxonomy places the organism in Eukaryota, Metazoa, Arthropoda, Insecta, Hymenoptera, Apidae. The record is from RefSeq and is a predicted model, not a curated record. Bases 107 to 1444 code for a protein of 445 amino acids.
GGUAUUAAUUUCACCAUUUUUAUAUACACGUGUUUAUUUCACUUGUGACAAAUUGUGAUGAAAAAAAUAUACUUUAAAAAUUUUAUUUAAUUAACAAAUUUACAAAAUGAAGGUGAAAAUUCUAACAAGAAAUCCUGAUGAAUACUUAAGAGAAACAAAACGUGACAUAUAUAAAGUACCUAGGAAUUAUGAUCCAGCAUUACAUCCUUUUGAAGCAGCAAGAGAAUAUACUAGAGCUUUAAAUUCAGUAAAAUUAGAAAGAGUAUUUGCAAAACCUUUUAUAGGAUGUUUGGAAGGUCAUAAAGAUGGAGUAUCUAGUAUGUGUAAGCAUCCUUUCCAUUUGUCUACUAUACUUAGUGGAGCUUUUGAUGGAGAAAUAAGAAUAUGGAAUCUUACACAAAGAAAAUGUAUACGUAAUUUUUUGGCUCAUGAUGGUAUUGUAAGAGGAAUUGUGUUUAAUGCAACUGGUGAACAGUUCAUUACUGUUGGUGAUGAUAAAACUAUUAAAACAUGGAAGUCACAAAAAACAUCAUUUGGUGAAGAAGAAGAACCUAUAAAUACAAUUAUUAGUAAGACUGUAAUAACUGGAAUCUCUCAUCAUCGUUCUCAACCAAUAUUUGCAACUUGUGGUGAAGUAUGCCAUUUAUGGGAAGAAACUCGUAAUGAACCAAUUCGUACAUUAAAAUGGGGUAUUGAUACUUUAUAUGAUAUUAAAUAUAAUCCUGUCCAAAUGAAUUUAUUUGCUGCUUGUGGAAGUGAUCGUAGUAUAAUUUUAUAUGAUGCCAGAGAAACAGGUCCUUUGAGAAAAGUUUUUAUGAGAUUAAGAACUAAUAGAUUGGCUUGGAAUCCUAUGGAAGCUAUUACUUUCACAUGUGCUAAUGAAGAUUAUAAUUUAUAUACUUACGAUAUUCGUAAAUUGAAAACACCAGUAAAUGUGCAUAUGGAUCAUGUAGAAGCUGUAAUUGAUGUUGAUUACUCACCAACUGGUAAAGAAUUCGUAUCCGGUAGUUAUGAUAAAUCUAUUCGCAUUUUUGAAGUAAAUAAAGGUCAUUCUCGAGAAGUUUACCACACAAAACGUAUGCAAAGAUUAACAUGCAUGGGCUGGUCUCUUGAUAACAAGUAUAUUAUUAGCGGAAGCGAUGAAAUGAAUAUUCGUGUUUGGAAAGCAAGGGCGUCAGAAAAAUUGGGUGUGUUAAAACCUAGAGAAAAGGCAGCAUUAAAUUAUAGUGAAGCUUUGAAAGAAAAGUUUGCUGCACAUCCUCAAGUGAAGCGAAUUGCCCGACAUAGACAGAUUCCAAAACAUAUUUACAACGCAAAGAAUGAAUUACGUACGAUUCGAGAGAAGAUUAAACGAAAGGAGUCUAAUAGACGUGCUCAUUCUAAACCAGGAACUGUACCUUUCAUUUCGGAAAGAAAAAGACACGUUGCACAGCAAGAAAUAUAAUUUAGAAUUUUAUAUAUUGUAAUAUUUUUAAUAAU